This is a messenger RNA of Naegleria lovaniensis, 1179 nucleotides long. RefSeq lists its product as uncharacterized. The record is from RefSeq and is a predicted model, not a curated record. The coding region runs from base 1 to 1179 and encodes 392 amino acids. NCBI's taxonomy places the organism in Eukaryota, Heterolobosea, Eutetramitea, Acrasida, Naegleriidae. The transcript has a single exon.
AUGAAUCAAAAACGAUUGAAGGAAGAAGAGGAGAAUUUCACAAGUUUUUCAUCCUCGGAUGAUUCAAACAAUAUGAAAAAGAGAAAAAUGAAUAUAAAAGAAAUAAUAUUAGAAUCAAACUCUCUAUUGUUGAAUAAUUGUAUUCAUUUGAAAUUAAUCGAUUUGUAUCAUCCACACUUUGGAAAUGAACAUGAUCAACAUUUAUGGAUUCAUCAUUUGAAUGAAAAAUUAUGCACACACAUGCGAUCAAAAAUUAGAAACAGACGACCAUUUUCAAUGAAUUUUCAACUCGUUCAUUCAUUAGGUAAAAAAGAAAAGAACAAGAAGAAAUCAUGUCAAGAUUUGGGAAAUCCUAUGGAUGUCAAAAUAUCUUACAAUCAGCGUGUUAUUGUAGUGACUGAUAAUUUUAACGACCGAUUAGUUGUGUUCGAUUUGGACUCGUACAGAUUCAAAACUUCACUUUUUAUUCGAUCACUUUAUCCCAAGUAUAUUUGUAUUGAAGAAAAUUAUAUGGGAGAAAGUAAUGAUGCUUUAAUAUGCAAUAGCGACUAUGAUCGAGAGAUUUUCAAGUGUGACUUGAAAAAAUUGUUACAUGAAAAUAUCAAAAAUUCUUCUACUGCAGCAGAUUCCUUUAUAGAGCCAUAUAUACCUGGUCAUUUGUGGACAACCAGAAUCACAAGUUCAACGCGAGGCAUAGCGGUCAACAAGGGUUUAGUGUUUGCUUGCGACCCUGGCGACAAGAGCAUCAAGGUUCUUGACUCUAGCAAUGGUGUUUUCAUUCGGCGAGUGACAGCUCUCAACGGUCUGCCAUCAUCCGUGGAUGUCACAAAUGACGAUCAAAUGAUUGUUACAAGUUUAUUCGAAAACACCACACACGUCUAUUUUCUUUCACGACAGGACAAUGGAGAAUGGGAGGUUGUGAAAAUUGUACAUCUCAAAGAUGUGCAUGGACCCAGUACUGUGAUUUAUGACACAGUGUCCAAUCAUUUAUUAUUGACCAAUGAAUUGAGCAAUUCUAUUCUUGUGACCAACAAGGAGGGAUCAAUCGUGACAACAUUCAGCUCUUACGGACCCGGAGAAGGCGAAUUGCAGACACCUGUAGGUCUAUGUUUGAAUAUUCAAUCCGGUGAAUUGCUUGUGUGUUCACUUGAUAAUGGCAGCGUUGAAAUAUUCAAAUAA